Messenger RNA from Vombatus ursinus (common wombat), 1236 nucleotides. RefSeq names its product pyrethroid hydrolase Ces2e-like. The record is from RefSeq and is a predicted model, not a curated record. NCBI's taxonomy places the organism in Eukaryota, Metazoa, Chordata, Mammalia, Diprotodontia, Vombatidae.
AUGGUGUGGAUCCAUGGUGGUGGCUUUAUUUUUGGUGGCGCUUCCAUACAUGAGGGUUCGAUAUUAUCUGCCUCCCAGAAUGUGGUAGUGGUCAACAUCCAGUAUAGGCUGGGCAUCCUUGGGUUCUUCAGCACUGGGGAUGAGCAUGCACCUGGCAACUGGGGUUACCUGGAUCAGGUGGCUGCCCUGAGGUGGGUCCAGAAGAACAUUGCCCACUUUGGAGGAGAUCCUGGUUGUGUGACCAUCUUUGGCUAGUCAGCAGGGGGGAUAAGUGUUUCUUCACAUGUUCUGUCCCCCAUGUCCAAAGGCUUGUUCCACAGAGCAAUCAUGGAGAGCGGUGUGGCCAUCCUCCCUGGCUUGAUUUCUUCCAGCUCAGAAAUGGUUAUGAACAUCAUUGCCAAUCUGUCUGCUUGUGAUGCACACAAUUCUGCCUCCAUGGUUCAGUGCCUUAGGAGCAAAUCUGAGGAAGAGAUCCUGGCCAUUGUGAAGCAUUUUUGGAUAUUCUCUGGUGUAGUUGAUGGGCAGUUCCUCCCCAAACAUCCUGAAGAGUUGCUGGCUGCAGGCGAGUUCCACCACAUCCCUUCCAUCAUUGGUGUCAACAACCAUGAAUAUGGCUGGAAUCUUCCUGUGGGAUCAAACAUUGCUGGAUUUAAGGGGAAAAUGCAUAAAGAAACAAUCCAAUCUACGUUGAAAAGUCCAUUUUUGGGUCUUUCUCCUGAGUUUGGGCAUUUGAUGAUGGAAGAAUAUUUAAGAGACACUGAGGACCCGGGAGAAUUUCGAGCUCAAUUCCAGGAUAUGAUGGGGGAUUUCCUUGUUAUUCCUUCCCUCAAAGUGGCCAAAUAUCAACACAGUCCCAGCUCUCCAGUCUAUGUUUGUGAAUUUCAGCACCGACCAAGCGUACUUAAGGAUGCCAAACCGGAUUUCGUGAAGGCAGACCAUGGCGAUGAAAUACAUUUUGUCUUUGGACUACCUUAUUUAGGCGAGGCAACAGAAGAGGAAAAACUCCUGAGCCACAGGAUAAUGAGCUACUGGGCAAACUUUGCCCGUCACGGGGACCCAAAUGGUGCAGACCUUAUUCACUGGCCAGUCUAUGACCAGAAGGAAGAGUACUUGCAGCUGAAUUUGCAGCUGUCUGUGGGAAAGAGCCUGAGGAAGGAUAAGUGGAAAUUCUGGACCAAGACCUUGCCUGAGAAGAUGAAGCGAUCACAGCCAGAAAAUGUCCGGGUGGAGUUGUGA